AUGGAGUCUACUCAGUCCUAUCUCCCAAUCUCUCCUGGUUCAGCCCUUGUGGCAUUGGUGACAGUCGUGUUUUUACUUCGUCGAGUAUGGCCUCGCUUAUAUGAACAGAAGAAGAACAGCAAACUUGCCGUUCCUAUUGAAAAUGACCAGAGAUCAGAUUUGGCUGUUUCAAAAGAGCCCGAGGUACCAGAGGGAUGGUGGUCUGACCUGGAUGUGUUCGAGCUCGAACGCCGUGCGCUUUUCAGUCAAUCAUGGAUCUAUCUGGCACAUAUAUCACAGUUCAACAAAGCUGGGGCUUAUCAAUCUUUCGACCUUGCCGGCUACCCUCUCUUUCUGAUCCGAGGAAAAGAUGAUAAGAUCCGCGCUUUUCAUAAUGUGUGCCGCCAUCGUGCCUACACGAUCACCAGGAAAGAGAGUGGCGCAUCGACAGUCCUUGGCUGUCGGUAUCAUGGGUGGAGUUACGAUACCACCGGCCGUCUAGUCAAGGCUCCUCAGUUUGAUGAUGUGCCUGGAUUUGACAAGUCGCAGAACAGUCUGUUUGAGAUUCAAGUACUGACCACUGAUUAUGGAAUGGUUUUUGUGAAUCUUAAUGCCGGGGAACCUGAGCCGUUUGAUGAGACCACUGCCGUGACUUCGGCUGCAUUCUCUCGCAUUUCGGGCUUGAAAGUGAACUCGAUUUGGGCUGUCAGGUCACUCAUGCAGAAAAGCACACGCAUGGAGAAGUCUUUGUUCCCAAUCACUUUCCUGUGCUCUUUUGAACAUAUCGGUCUAUGUUUGGUUCUUUCCAUCCUCCCAGUAUCCGAGGCAAAGUCUAGUAUCCGAUACGAUCUUUUUGCGAGUUCCACUGCGAACAAGACAGAGAACGAAGCCAUGUCAAAUACUUUGAGAGAAGUCACAAAGAAGCUGAUCCGAGAAAUCGAGGACCACUAUCAGGCAGUCUUGGCAAAUCAAGGGUUGGUUUCUCAUCAUCAUCGCUAG
This is a messenger RNA of Penicillium nucicola, 978 nucleotides long. Its product is annotated as putative iron-sulfur cluster-binding protein. The record is from RefSeq and is a predicted model, not a curated record. The transcript is spliced from 3 exons. Bases 1 to 978 code for a protein of 325 amino acids. Lineage: Eukaryota; Fungi; Ascomycota; Eurotiomycetes; Eurotiales; Aspergillaceae. Gene Ontology annotation, molecular function: iron ion binding; 2 iron, 2 sulfur cluster binding.